Mollisia scopiformis is the source of this 966-nucleotide messenger RNA. RefSeq lists its product as uncharacterized. NCBI's taxonomy places the organism in Eukaryota, Fungi, Ascomycota, Leotiomycetes, Helotiales, Mollisiaceae. The record is from RefSeq and is a predicted model, not a curated record. Bases 1 to 966 code for a protein of 321 amino acids. The transcript has 2 exons.
AUGUCGUCCCUCACGAAUGUCAUUAGCCAAAUCAGUAACCUUGUUUACCCAUCAGAUGAGAUAAAUCGUCCCCUCGAGUGGUCCAAAGGGGAACUCUCAGAGCAUCUCCAGAAAUGCCCAACAUCCCGUUCAACACUUGACUGGCACGGCUCGGUCACAGCACAGCUUUCUGGAGGCAGUUACAGCCCUGUCUUGGGACGAUUGCGUAACGACGUAUUCACUUCUCUCAUUCAAGCAACCAAGCAUUUAGAAAAGCUCCGGCUGUAUAACGCUGGAGAUACCUUCAUUCACGAAGAAUUUCGGACAGAUCGUCACAUCGUGAUAUCUUCUCUGCAAUACAUCACAGCUGCUUUCAAACUUUUCUCCGUUGUCAGAACGGAUAAGAGCCUUGAAACCCCGCAGAACAGAGAAGUGGUGCUGAAAUAUCUCAAGAAGACUUACGCCUUCAUGAUUGCUAUCAGCUGGUUACUUUAUCCUUCUGGCAGCACGAAUAGCUGGCUGACCGAAGAGGCAAAUUACUUGCUAGAGACAAAGCUUCGGGACUUCCAUUUCGAUCGCUGGAGUGAUUACCCGAAGGCGCUCGACCCAACCCUCAGUGGAGUAAUCGAUGGUUUCCGAGCAGUUCCUGAGACUUGCCUACCCAAGUACCCGCAAGCGCCAGUACUGUGCCGGAAUCCUGAGAGGUAUGGGAGCACAAUCCUGAGGAAUCUCUGGACGCCCAAUAAUUUCCCUCAAACACAGGCAGGAUCUGGUCCCGAUAGCUCUUUCGGCCCGGAUGAAGUGCCGGACAUGCCCUCAUGGUGCACCAUACCUGGUCCCGAUAGCUCUUUCGGCUUAGACGAAGUGCCGGACAUGCCCUCAUGGAGCACCAUUCCUGGUCCCGAUAGCUCUUUCGGCUUAUACGAAGUGCCGGACAUGUCCUCAUGGAGCACCACUCAACUUGGGUGGACGCCACCUUACGAAUAG